UGUAAACACUGUUGGCUCUCGUUCUGUUUAUAAAAAUUAUUGAAGAAAUUUUCGUAAAAUGCGUACAACGGUUAUACGUUUUGCAAAAUUUUCGGGCAAUAUAAAGGAAUUGCGUUUACAUUUCUGCCAAACUGGUGAAGCCUCGAAAGGAGCCAGGGAAUAUGUGCAACGUUAUUAUCCCAGCUUGAAAAAAGAUAAUCCCGACUUGCCUAUACUGAUACGUGAAUGUUCUGGGAUUCAGCCACGUUUAUGGGCGCGUUACGGAAUGGGCAAAGAAACAUCGGUCUCGCUAACAAACCUAGGCCCUGAUGAUGUGCGCAAAAAUGUGGAAGCUAUGGGCAGCUCUAGGUAGAUUUUUUUCUUAAUUGUAUUGAUAAAUAAAAGAGUGGCUUUUCUUUAAAAAAGGGAAUUCACAA
This is a messenger RNA of Glossina fuscipes, 416 nucleotides long. RefSeq names its product NADH dehydrogenase [ubiquinone] 1 alpha subcomplex subunit 2 (gene ND-B8). Lineage: Eukaryota; Metazoa; Arthropoda; Insecta; Diptera; Glossinidae. Bases 59 to 352 code for a protein of 97 amino acids. The record is from RefSeq and is a predicted model, not a curated record. The transcript is spliced from 3 exons.